Messenger RNA from Aspergillus neoniger CBS 115656, 1330 nucleotides. RefSeq lists its product as uncharacterized. The transcript has 2 exons. The coding region runs from base 326 to 1330 and encodes 334 amino acids. NCBI's taxonomy places the organism in Eukaryota, Fungi, Ascomycota, Eurotiomycetes, Eurotiales, Aspergillaceae. The record is from RefSeq and is a predicted model, not a curated record.
UGAUCUUACAGCAGUCACUUAACUUGCAUAACUUGCUUAGGAGGCAAGAUCAUAGGCAACCAUGCCUCUACAGUCAUUCUGGCUUCCAAGUGGUCACUACGUUAGUGGCCAUAUCCUUGUCUUUUACCUAAGGAAGUGCCAACACAAUCGUCAUCUUUAUGAGAUACUAGUAGCUACGUUGUUUCGCCCAGAAGCCCAGUAAGGCGGCUCGCGCGCCAGGGGUUUGUUUAAUCUCUCGAGGCUUGUUUUUAGGCAAAUCCGUAUAUAAACCUUGAGAAGGAGAAAGGAAAGAGAGAGUGAGAAAACGUCCAUCUUCGCCUACAAGAUGUCUUCAACUGUGGCAAACAAUACUGCGCCACAUUCUCCUACUAUACACUACCCCCAGCCAGAAAGGCCAGCGAGCCAUAGUGUGACGCCGCCAUUCUCCAGCUCUGCGAGCAUUCGCUCUUCCCCACAAUAUACGCACCCAGCAGGCGUCAACUUCCAGCACCAGUUGAUAAAGCCCAGCGAGGAUCUCCAACGCUAUCUGGACUUCCAGCUCAUAACGCCGAAGUUGAAUCGGAUUCAUCAUCUGCUAUGGCUCGCUGGCCUCCCACGGGCAGCCCGGCCACUGCAUCGACAGAAGCUGAUGAAGCGUGCGAUUAUCCUCACGGAAUCCCCAGAUGAGCACUUGGUCUGGAGCCCCGGGCAGAUCCUCAUCAAACCCGUCCCGGAAUAUCUUCUGGACCACGAGUUUUGGGUGCGGGAGCUCUGUCCUCAUCGAGAACUGCACGCUGCCGCAUGUGGGCUGCUUCUAUCUUAUGCGUGGCUCAUUACUGGAUUGAUCGAUUUCCAACUCGCCAAGGACGAGCGUAUUUUUCCCUGUGAUGUCACUUGGGAUGCAUGGACCCUAUUAAUCCGGCAGUUCCUCGAGUGGGUGGACAAUGAGAAUGAUGACGAUAGAUGUAGUACUUCCCUGCCCACAGAAAAGGAUUAUGUUUCCCAACCCCAGCCUGCAAUCAUCAACAAGCGCUACGAGUUUGGCGAGUUGCGCUUGAGCCGCCUGAAUUCCCUGUACCGAUUAGCGCCCGUGACCUUUUCUAUCCGCAACCUCAUUUUUGGGUUUCUUCCCAGUUCCACAUGGUACCAGGAGUUCUUCGAGCGUAAUUUCUCGUGGAUCCUGGCGGUUUUAGUAUACAUGUCAGUUCUGUUGUCGGCCAUGCAAGUGGGACUGGCGACCGAGGCGCUGCAGGGGAAUCAGCAGUUUCAGAGGGUUUGCGUCGUCUUCACCUUGGCGUCUAUUUUCUUUACGGUAAUUCUGGCAGAUGCAGAGAGAGCGGAGAGUGUAUAG